CGAAGCGGUCAACGUGUGGUUUAUAAGAUAUAAGCUUGAGCUUAAUACCGAGGUAAAGCAUUCGUCUGUUAUCAAGACGGAGUACAGUGGCAAGAUCUGCAGCUUAAAGUUACUCAGUUUUACUGGUAGACAACAUUCAAGAUAUUUUGCAUGGCUACAACCAGGAGAUCAACUGUACAGGAUGAACUACACAAAUUCCUAGUGAAGCACCAUCUGGACUAUAGCAUGCUGGAUAUUGAUGAUGUGGUGUUGGACUAUGUGAUAACCAUAUUGGAGGACCUUGGUAAUGGGCAGGAUGCAGAAGAGAAUAUCGAUGUGGAUCAGUUUGUAGAGAUGAUGGAUGCUUAUGUUCCUGGCUUUGGAGAGAUUACAAGUGUGGAUAUCUGUGAAUGGAUGUUCCAACUGGCCUCAAAUCUUGUUAUGAAAGAAACAGCCAAUGUACCAACAAGACAAAGACAAACCUCUCUCAGUGAUGACCUCCUAGAAGCUAUAACUGCCUCGACUGGUGACACAGAAAAUGCAAACUGUGCACAGGAAAAAGACCGAGAUAAAACAGAAGAAGAGGAAAGUGAUGAAAUGAAAAUGUUACGAGAAAUGUUUCCAGCAGCUUGUACAAUGGAGGUGACCCACUGUCUUGGACUUGCUAGUGGGGACAUGGAAAACACCAUACAACUGAUACUUGACAGACAAGAGUCCGGGGAGAGUAUAAAACAGGUGACUGAAAAGGUGAAGAAGAAAACAAAAGUAUCUGUUCUGGAUGACAAGGAUUUAAAAGACACCCUGAUAGCCAGGUAUUCUUAUGUUGAUGCUGAUGAGGAUAAGAAAACUUUCAACCCUCUCGCACCAAAAACUGAAUCAAAGAAAAUGGUGCGGUAUCUGGAGAACAGAAUUGUUUCGACUAAAGGUGAAAAAUUCACAGAAGUCAAGAAGGCUGAAGAUGAGGAUAUGAAAAAAACUUAUGUAAAUCUCAAACCAGCUAGAAAGUACCGGUUUCAUUGAUAAUGAUAUCUAUGAACAAAACAACUUUGUUUCCGUUGUAAACAGGAAAAGAAAUCAGUUUAGUUAUUGGUUCUAACCUUACUGCUUCUAAUAAAUGUAUUUUAAGCUGUUUCUAGUCACUUACACUGUGAAACAAAACAUCAUGAAUUUUCUAGACAUAUUUAAGCCUUUGCUAGAAGUUUGCUUGCAACAUUCACUUUUAUAUAAAGUAAAGUGAACAAGUUAUAUACAUGUAGGAACAUAAAAGUUCUACAAGGAUGUGUGUUUUAUUCAUAUCAUUCACAUUUAGCUUGUAUCUAAAAAUAACAUUGAUGUUUUAUUGUAUCAAUGUCAGAAGUACUACACUGGCAUGUAAAACUCAUUAACCACCGAGAAACUGACACAGUAUCUGUUUGAUAGGCUGUGUAACUCUCAGUUCCAAUACUGACCUUAGAGACUCUCUGUACAUCAUUGUAGCGCAGUGCUUUUUAAGGUUGAUUACUGUGAAGUUGUUUUCCAGUCAAUUGCUAGAAGGAUAAAACGCCUAAGGCAAGGACUCAGUGUUUGUCUUUCUGAUGUAUUUUAAACAAGUAUUUCUCCUCACCCAAAAGGCUCAUGGUCAUGAUAUUAGAUAUUUAGUCCAAAAGCAAUCUUUGAUAAACAGCUUCCAUUUUUGUUCAGUAUGGUGACCUUGACUUACAUUCAAGGUCACAUGGUUUAUGCAAUAAAAUCUUUAUAUGCAAUAACCAUAAGCCCAGGGUUGUAAUAUUCCACUAAUAACUUGUUAGGGUUAAGGGCUUUUCUAUUUCUUCAAACAAAUGAUUAUGACUCGAUUUCAUGAUCACAGGGGUCAAAGAUGUUUAAAUUUUCAAACAACAAUUUCCCAAUAACCAAAAGGCCUCAGAUCACUUUAAUUGGCUCUUAACAUACCAGUGUAAUGAGUUUUUAAGUUGGCUCUAUCAACAAAGUUGUUUCUGAAUACGAUCAGGGGAGUAAUAACAGGCCAUUUGGGCCUCUUGAUUUAUUGACUUAAAGUGUCCUAAAUAAAAAAAACCCACUAAAUUUACGAUGAUAACCUUUUUACAUUUUUAUACUAUGGAUGGGAAGCUCAGAGGGAAUAACUUCUGAUUCUAGAUCAUUAUGAGGGUGGGGCCAGUAGUUUGACAUUCCACAAAGAUUUAAGUCUUCCUACUAUCAUUCUAUUGUGAAUUGUACCAUUCAUUUCCACCAUUAUAAAUGUGAUGUUUUUAUACAAUAAUUUUAAUUCUCACUGACUGUUUUUUCAUUGAGGAAAUAAAGAUAUUGGAACAUGUUUAACAAA
Ylistrum balloti is the source of this 2299-nucleotide messenger RNA. Its product is annotated as CUE domain-containing protein 2-like. NCBI's taxonomy places the organism in Eukaryota, Metazoa, Mollusca, Bivalvia, Pectinida, Pectinidae. The transcript is spliced from 9 exons. The record is from RefSeq and is a predicted model, not a curated record. The coding region runs from base 151 to 999 and encodes 282 amino acids.